Messenger RNA from Neurospora tetraspora, 1222 nucleotides. Its product is annotated as putative GTP cyclohydrolase I. Gene Ontology annotation, biological process: tetrahydrobiopterin biosynthetic process; tetrahydrofolate biosynthetic process. Gene Ontology annotation, molecular function: GTP cyclohydrolase I activity; GTP binding; zinc ion binding. NCBI's taxonomy places the organism in Eukaryota, Fungi, Ascomycota, Sordariomycetes, Sordariales, Sordariaceae. The transcript has a single exon. Bases 251 to 1210 code for a protein of 319 amino acids. Gene Ontology annotation, cellular component: cytoplasm. The record is from RefSeq and is a predicted model, not a curated record.
GGACCAACGAAACAUUCGAGUUGCCGCAAGAGUCAGGACUUUCCUUGACCACCCACCCCACCAUACUUUUAUACUCGACAAGGCCCAUCUUGUCGCAACCCAUUGCAAGAGUCACGCCUGGCAAUUGACUUCCUUCUUGCCUUUCCUUCUUUCCUCCACGCAACCAAUUGCUACCGAAACACCACCCUUUAUCACCACCCUUUAUCACCCUAUACCUACCACUUACCAUCUACCACACAACACAUUCACAAUGGCCCAAGAGACGACACGCGACGACUCCGACAGCCCCUCGGGCUCCGUCGUUUCCCCCAUCGCCAACGGCACCAACAAGAAGGACAAGAAGAGCAGCAAGGACAAGUCCAGCAGCAGCAAGAAGCGCGCUCUCUCGAGCGGCGAGAGGCGAUCCAGCGUCAGCAAGCCCGCCCGCGACCCGUCCGACAAGCCCGAAGAGUCGCCCUCCAAGAAAAAGAAGAGAAAGACCUCCUCUACCGCCGCCGCGGUCGCCGCUCCCCCCACCAUCACCGAAGAAGUCUCCCCAUCCACCUCCGUGACCCGCUCCCCUUCGCCCGUCAUCGACUUCGACGGACUAAGUCGCCCUUCGCGCGGCACCCGCGAGCGUCUCGAGGAGACCGAAGCCCAAAAGCAGGAGCGCCUAGACAAGAUGAAGGGCGCCGUCCGCACCCUGCUCGAAUGCCUCGGCGAGGACCCGGACCGCGAAGGUCUCCUAGCCACGCCUGAGCGCUACGCCAAGGCCAUGCUCUUCCUGACAAAGGGCUACCAGGAGAACGUGCGCGACAUCGUCAACGGGGCCAUCUUCCAGGAGGGCCACAACGAGAUGGUGAUCGUCAAGGACAUUGAGGUCUUUUCCAUGUGCGAGCAUCAUCUGGUUCCGUUUACGGGCAAGAUGCAUAUCGGGUACAUCCCCAGUAACGCGGUGAUCGGGAUUAGCAAGCUGCCGCGGAUUGCGGAGCUGUUUGCGCGCCGGCUGCAGAUUCAGGAGCGGUUGACCAAGGAGGUGGCGAAUGCUAUUAUGGAAAUUCUCAAGCCCCAGGGUGUCGCGGUUGUCAUGGAGAGCAGCCAUUUGUGCAUGGUCAUGAGAGGUGUCGAGAAGACGACGAGCAGUACCAUUACCAGCUGUGUCUUGGGGUGCUUUGAGUCGAGGGAGAAGACGAGGCUCGAGUUCUUGAGCUUGAUUGGCGUCAACCGUUAAGCUUUUGGCUGG